Messenger RNA from Rhizoctonia solani, 1098 nucleotides. RefSeq names its product carbohydrate esterase family 12 protein. NCBI's taxonomy places the organism in Eukaryota, Fungi, Basidiomycota, Agaricomycetes, Cantharellales, Ceratobasidiaceae. The record is from RefSeq and is a predicted model, not a curated record. Gene Ontology annotation, molecular function: hydrolase activity. The transcript has 16 exons. The coding region runs from base 1 to 1098 and encodes 365 amino acids.
AUGCGCGCAUUCACAUCCUUUGGUUCACUCCUUGCAAUCGCCUCCGUCGCAUCCGCUGCUCCAGGCGUCCUUUUGGUUGGAGACAGUACCGUUACUGACGGCGCAGGAUGGGGCAAAGGCUUUUGCGCCGACACCAAGGGUCUCGCAAGAUGCACCAAUCUUGCUGUUAGUGGGACUACUACGGUUUCAUGGCCUGGUCAUUCAACCGAGUACCAAGGGAUGCUGACUGGGUGCAAAACAGCCAAUACUUUCGCUUUUGUCCAGGUCCUUCCUCUUCUUGCCGAUAGCCUUGCAUACAUCCAGAAACUGGGAAAAGCUGACUCAAUGAAGUUCAACCUUGAUUAUGACACUACAAACAAGGAUACCACUCACUUGAACACGUUGGGUGCUUGGGUUGGCCUCGUUGCAGUUGCUGCAGUUGCUGGAGCUGUUCCUCAUCCCAAGGUUGCUCCAAGUAUUCUGACCAUUGGAGAUUCGACUGUGACCAGCGACGCAGGAUGGGGGGCUGGUUUCUGCGAAGAUACCAAGGGCCUGGCAAACUGCACCAAUCUCUCAGUCAGCGGACGAACGACCAUCUCCUGGCAAGCAGAACCAGAGUAUCAAACGAUGCUGACAAGCUGUAAGACCCCAGAAACCUGGGCAACCAUCCAAUUUGGACACAAUGAUCGGAUGAAAAAAGUCAUGAACACGUCGUACUUUGCACAAAACCUCGAAUCGCUUACUCUCAAGAUCCAGAAUGCGGGGUGCAAACCUAUAUUGGUCACAUCCCUUGCGAGAAGGGUGUUUACUAGCGAGCAUGUGACAUCAGAUAUUCUUGGGCCAUACUCGAACGAGACCAUCAAUGUUGCUGCCAAAUUGAAACUACCAAUACUGCCUCUAUUGAAUGAUAGCCUAACCUACAUUGCGAAGUUGGGCAAGGCACAAUCCAUGCUCUUCAACUGGGAUUCCGAUUCGACCAAUAAAGAUACCACUCACUUGAACUCGAUCGUAGCCGAUGAGGUUCACGCUCUUGUUCCGCAACUCAGUGGUUACAUUGUACCUGACCCGGCUUUGUCGGAUGCCAUUGCGAGCGGAACUAUCCUCCCUCAAGAUCUUUGA